Messenger RNA from Lagopus leucura (white-tailed ptarmigan), 7280 nucleotides. RefSeq names its product phospholipase C gamma 2 (gene PLCG2). The record is from RefSeq and is a predicted model, not a curated record. The transcript has 33 exons. Gene Ontology annotation, molecular function: protein binding; phosphatidylinositol-4,5-bisphosphate phospholipase C activity. Lineage: Eukaryota; Metazoa; Chordata; Aves; Galliformes; Phasianidae. Gene Ontology annotation, biological process: phosphatidylinositol-mediated signaling; phospholipid catabolic process; positive regulation of epithelial cell migration. The coding region runs from base 88 to 3885 and encodes 1265 amino acids.
CGGCAGCGCCCAGCGCCGCGUCGUCCGCGCGGCCGGCGGAGCGCAGUGAAAACCAUACAAGUUGGUUUGAAAAAGAAACCUAAAACAAUGCCCAGAAAGAGUAUAGAUUAUGGAGAGCUGCCGGAGUAUGAGAAAAGCCAGAUCAAAAGGACAUUGGAGCUGGGAACUGUUAUGACAGUAUUCAGUAUUAAGAAGAGUAGUCCAGAAAGGAGGACUAUUCAGGUUAUAAUGGAAACCAGGCAGGUAGCCUGGAGCAAGACAGCUGACAAGAUCGAAGGUUUCUUGGAUCUGAUGGAAAUAAAAGAAAUUCGACCAGGAAAGAAUUCAAAGGACUUUGAACGAUGCAAAGCAAAACACAGAGAAGAACACUGCUUCACUAUUUUUUAUGGUACCCAAUUUGUCCUCAAUACCUUAAGUUUAGCAGCUGAUUCUAAAGAUGAUGCUGAUAAAUGGUUGUGUGGCUUGAAUAUCUUGUAUCAAGAGGUCAUGAGAGCUCCAACACCUGCGAUCACGGAGAGCUGGCUGAGAAAGCAGAUCUAUUCUGUUGAUCAGACUAGAAGAAAUAGUAUCAGUCUUAGAGAGCUGAAAGCUAUCCUUCCCCAAGUAAACUUCAAAGUGAGCAGCAUGAAGUUCUUGAAGGAUAAAUUUGUGGAAAUAGGUGCUCACAAGGAAGAGCUUAGUUUUGAACAAUUUCAUUUGUUCUACAAAAAGAUCAUGUUUGAACAACAGAAAUCGAUUCUCGAUGAAUUCAAAAAGGAUUCCUCUGUGUUCAUUCUUGGAAAUACUGACCGUCCAGAUGCUUCAGCAGUUCAUCUCCAUGACUUUCAGAGGUUUCUCCUACAUGAGCAGCAGGAAUCUUGGGCACAAGAUCUGAGUAAAGUCCGAGAACGAAUGACUGAGUUUGUAGAUGACACUAUGAGAGAAACUGCCGAACCCUUCCUCUUUGUUGAUGAAUUCCUCACUUACCUUUUCGCAAAAGAGAACAGUAUUUGGGAUGAGAAAUAUGAUACAAUAGAUGUGCAGGACAUGAAUAAUCCUUUGUCCCACUACUGGAUUUCUUCCUCUCAUAACACAUAUCUGACAGGAGACCAGCUUCGAAGUGAAUCCUCCACUGAAGCUUACGUCAGGUGUCUUAGAAUGGGAUGCCGAUGUAUUGAGUUGGACUGCUGGGAUGGUCCUGAUGGGAAGCCCAUCAUUUACCAUGGAUGGACACGGACAACAAAGAUCAAAUUUGAUGAUGUAGUGCAGGCAAUCAAAGAUCACGCUUUUGUUGCAUCUGAAUACCCAGUCAUUCUGUCAAUUGAAGAGCACUGUAGUGUGGAACAGCAGCGACACAUGGCCAAAGUGUUCAAGGAGGUAUUUGGGGAUCAGCUUUUAAUGAAACCUGUUGAGGCUAGUGCAGAUCAGCUACCGUCACCAACUCAACUGAAAGAAAAAAUCAUCAUCAAGCACAAAAAACUGGGGCCAAAGGGAGACAUUGAUGUCAACCUGGAAGACAAGAAAGAAGAAAAGAAGCAACAAGGAGAACUUUACAUGUGGGAUGCAAUAGAACAGCAAUGGACUCGGCACUACUGUGCUAUUGCUGAUGGAAAGCUUUCAUUCAGUGAUGUCAUAGAACAGAAUGCAGAGGAGGAUCCAUCAAAGGAGGUAAAACGUACUGAACUGCACUUAAAAGAGAAAUGGUUCCAUGGAAAAAUGAAAGAGGGGAGAACAACUGCUGAGAAGCUGCUCCAAGAAUAUUGUGCUGAAAUGGGUGGCAAGGAUGGGACGUUCCUAGUUAGGGAGAGCGAGGCUUUCCCCAAUGAUUGCACCCUGUCAUUCUGGAGAUCAGGUAGAGUCCAGCACUGCCGUAUCCGUUCUUCAAGUGAUGGGGACACUGUGAAAUACUACCUGACAGACAACGUCACUUUUGAUAGCAUCUAUGAUCUCAUUCAACACUACAAGGAGGUCCACUUGAGAUGUGCUGAAUUUGAGCUGCGUCUGACUGACGCUGUGCCCAAUCCCAGCCCUCAUGAAAAUAAAGAUUGGUACUAUAGCAACUUGAGUCGAGGAGAGGCAGAAGACAUGCUGAUGCGAAUUCCUCGAGAUGGAGCCUUUCUGAUUAGAAAGAGAGAUGAGCCUGAUUCAUUUGCCAUGACUUUCAGAGCUGAGGGGAAGGUGAAGCACUUCCGAAUUCAGCAAGAAGGUCGCCAUUUUGUGCUUGGAACAUCAGCCUACUUUGAGAGUUUAGUGGAACUGGUCACAUACUAUGAGAAGCACCCUCUGUACAGGAAAAUGAAACUGCGUUAUCCCGUGACUGAGGAGCUGCUGGAGCGCUACAGCACGGAAAAAGAUAUAAACUCUCUUUAUGAUGUCAAGAUGUACGUGGAACCCAGUGAAAUCACCCCUACAGUGCCUCAGAGAACGGUGAAAGCCUUGUAUGACUACAGAGCCAAACGAAGUGAUGAAUUGAGCUUCUGUCGAGGAGCUCUAAUUCAUAAUGUCACAAAGGAAACUGGAGGCUGGUGGAAGGGGGAUUAUGGAGAAAAAGUCCAACACUAUUUUCCAUCCAAUUACGUUGAAGACCUGUUGUCUGAUAAUUCUGCUGAGCUUGAAAGCCAGAUUAUUGAGGACAAUCCGUUAGGCUCUCUGUGUCACGGCAUAUUGGUUCUAAAUACGUACAAUGUGGUGAAAAUGCCACAAGGGAAACACAAAAAGCCUUUUGUCUUCAUUUUGGAACCUAAGAAUCCAGAAGAUCCAUGCGUUGAAUUUGCAACUGAUAAAGUAGAAGAACUGUUUGAAUGGUACCAAAGCGUCCGUGAAAUCACAUGGAAAACUGCAGAAGAGGAGAACAGGAGGAAAUACUGGGAAAAGAAUCAAUUGAUUGCCAUUGAAUUAUCUGAUCUGGUAAUCUACUGCAAGCCAACAAGCAAAACCAAGGACAAUUUAGAAAAUCCUGAUUUCAAAGAAAUUCGUUCCUUUGUGGAAACCAAGGCAGAAAGUAUUGUUAAGCAAAAGCCAGUUGAGUUGCUGAAAUACAACUUGAAGGGACUGACACGUGUCUAUCCUAAAGGACAAAGGGUUGACUCAUCAAACUAUGACCCAUUUCGCCUCUGGCUUUGUGGCUCUCAGAUGGUGGCUCUUAACUUUCAGACUCCAGAUAAAUACAUGCAAUUGAACCAUGCCUUGUUUUCACUUAAUGGACGCACUGGCUAUGUUCUGCAGCCAGAAAGCAUGAGAAAUGAAGAAUAUGACCCAAUGCCAAAUGAAUCGAAGAGGAAAUUGCAGAUGAUUAUGACAGUGAGGGUUUUAGGUGCUCGUCAUCUCCCAAAGCUUGGUAGAAGCAUUGCGUGUCCCUUUGUAGAGGUAGAAAUAUGUGGGGCUGAGUAUGAUAAUAACAAAUUCAAGACAACAGUUGUGAAUGACAAUGGCCUUAAUCCAGUAUGGGCACCUUGUCCGGAGCAAGUGAAAUUUGAAAUUUAUGAUCCAAAUCUAGCAUUUUUGCGCUUUGUUGUUUAUGAGGAGGAUAUGUUCAGUGACCCCAAUUUCUUAGCACAUGCCACUUUUCCCAUCAAAGGAAUCAAAUCAGGUUUUAGAUCAGUUCCUCUCAAGAAUGGUUACAGUGAAGACAUAGAGCUAGCCUCACUUCUGAUUCACUGUGAAAUGCAGCAAGUUCUGGAAUAUGAAGAAGAGCUUUAUUCUUCGUGUCGGCAACUUCGGAAGCGCCAGGAGGAAGUUAAUAACCAGCUGUUCCUUUAUGAUACCCAUAUGAACUUAAGGAAUCCUAACAGAGAUGCAUUAUUAAGAGAAUUCAAUGUGAAUGAACAUAAACUACAGAUGUGUCAAGAAACAUGUAACCGGAGAUUAAGGGAGAAGAAAGUCAGUAACAGCAAAUUCUACUCUUAAAACAGUCAUUCUUUGAUGCGUGCUUUAUGGAGCAGUUCAGGUAGAGACAUUAAUUUAUCCUGGUCAUUCUAUUCUGUGAAGAUCUCAUCUGCUGAAUGAAUCGAAGAGGAAGAAGAGGAGGGAAGAUGGAUUUUCUUAUUAAUUUCUUGUUAUGAGAAAAACUGUUUCAAUUCCAAAUAAUUUAUAUUCUGUACAAAGUUUGGCCAGUACCUCUGUGCAGGCCAGACUUCCUGUAUAUGAAAGAAUCUGAAGGUGGGUAGUUGCAUAGACUUCACUGCUUAUCAAUACCUGAAGUGCAAGUUUAAAUUGUUCAUGGUGUCUGUGUACACAGGGUGUAGAUAAGACAUUCACAACAAUUUGCAUGCAUGGAAUCACACCACUUUAACAACCUGGCUCCUUAAGAUUAACUGGUAGUGAGUUUUUAAUUUAUUAAAUGCUGUAAAAGCACUUUUGCACCAACAUUUCUUUUUUAAAUGUAUAUUACCUUACCUUAGGCAAUGGAUUGUACUUCUGAUACUGUAUAAAGAAUUUUGGGCAGCUAAUAGCUCAUACUGUAUUGUCUCUUAAUAGUAGUUGUCUGUGCCCUUCCUGAGUAGCAGAUAAUAUGUUACUUUUGUUGAAAUCAAAUAUCCUCUUUGACUUUGGAUGCUUCCUGGUGAAAGGUUUAAGAGAACAGUGUGUGCACUUGUUUUUGUAGCCCCUCUGAACUUGUGUUCCUAAAUUAAGGUAUUGGAGGGAAAGGUUUUAAUGUAAAUGUGUGCUAAGAAAUAUGUGGUGUUUUGUUAUGUUUUUUUUUUUUUUUUUUUCUUUCAGAAAGGCAUUUCAACUCUGAAAAGCACUUACUUUGAUACAGCAUCAUUUUGCAAACCCUUUCAGCUGCUAAUGUGCUUAGAAAUGAUUUUUUUUAAUGAACUGUCCAUUUUUAAUCUUGCAGUCCUACUUAGAUGAUAGCAUCAGAUGAUAGUGUUCUGUAAAUGUAGACUGUUUUACCAAAAUACAUCUAAUCCAAGAAUGAUAGUAUGCACAAAUGUACAUUAGUCUUACAUCUUUAAUCAAGUGAAGAACAUUGAGCUACAGAUGCGAAAACUCAGUAGAUUAGCAAGUGUGCUUUACUGCAGUAGUGAAACGAAAGCCCUUGAAUGGCAUAUUUAAAACCAGUUAUGGUAAUUUGGGUGCAUGUCAGUUCUUUGUGCUAGCACUAUCUUAUUACUCUCAAAUUCCUGGUUCCUUUCUCUCUACAUGGGUGAAGUUUUGCUGUCUAUAUAAAUGAAUUUCUUUCACAGCUGUGCACAGGAGUUAAGUUCUGUCUAAAUGACUGUCUGAAUCAUAAAAUUUUGCAUACAUCAUGCUGUAUUUCUCAUCACAGAAAACAGGCAUGCAUCUGGGAUUCCUGGCCUGAUGAAGAUGCCUCAGCCAUUUUUGGUUUCUCUUGCUCCCUAUUCUGUUGUUUCAAGGUGUGCUUGAUUGAUGCUGUUGUUUAUUCACAUCUGAUGGUUUGAGGAAGUCCACUGAGGUUUUAAUUAUUACAAAAAGAGUUGUGUCUCACUUAUCUUGAGAUGGAAAUGCUAUUAUAGCAUCCCAUAAUUGAUUGUCUUCUUUAGAUAUUUUUAACGAAGGAAUUAAAUACCAAUCAGCCAUCUGAAAAAGAGGAGAGGACAAAGUUAAAGGUAAUUCAAGGGUUUUCUUUUCGUCUUCCUGCCUGAAAUCUCUUCAGUCACCAGUUCCAACUGGUCCAUCCAAGGAUUAGAUGAAUGCAAUUUUUCUUCUUUUUCUUUUUUGUGGGGGGGGGGGGAGGGGAGGGCAUCAACUGUGGAUUUUAGAGGUACAGCAAUAACUUAGCCUGCCAUACAAACCUGGGCUUACCUGCUGAUCCAGUUGCUGUGGGUGGUGAGGACCUUUGGUGCACAUGCAUUUUGUACUGUUUUCCAGGACAUAUUUUAGUGUGUCAUACAAUCAGUCCCUGUGCUAUAUAUUUCAUUCAGCAGCCAGUGUGUGUCGCGUUCCAUGUCCUGAGAACACAGUGUUGUCAGUGAUGGUCAGAUGAGGUGGUCCAAAGUUGUGUCUGGAAGGUUCUGAAGCUGUUUCCACAGGUGGAACAGGAUUUUUAGGCAGCUGAAUAACAGCUGGGCUUGUACUGAUUACAGAAAGUAGGGGACCACAAGAUGCUAACGCUCAGGGAGACCAAAUUCUAGAUCUCUAGGCUGCUGUGGUUUAAUUUUAUUAUUUCUAGCUCAGUUCCAGAGCAGACAUAGCCACAUGGCCCAGGUGAAUCAUUUGGCUCAACUACUUUCCUUAUUCUAUACCUGACCCAGAACAACUAUUGUAUGAUGAACGUAGGAGUUUCUUGCUGCUGUGCAAAUGUUUAAGAGUUCUUCAGAAAGUUGUGUGUAUAUUCUGCAUGCAAACAUCAUAUUUAAAGUUAUAAGAGGUAUUCCUUGGCAUUUAUGAAAAUCCAUUCAGUUUCACAGACAGACUUUUUUUUUCCCCUGAGUAUAUGAACAUGUUACAUUCAGAAGAAAAUUACUGCUUUGGCUGCUUGGUUGACUUGAGUGUUAGGUAAGGCUAUGUACUGUUUCUUGUAUCUUGCAUUGUUUUAACUCCAAAGGCCCAUCUCUCAAUUCUUUGUCAAGGUGGACUCAAGCAACUUCUUCACAGUUGCAGCUGUUUUAAUAUGAAACAAGGUUUGAAUGUGCAUGCUAAUUUUAUAAUCUAGGAGGAAAAUCAUUUAUAAGAAUGUUAUCGGUUGAAUUGUUAUAUUCUUAUGGAAACUAUUUUGAAUUCUUAAAAUAACUUAUUUUAAUAAAAAUGUUUUGAUAGCAGUGAUGUGAAUGAUCCCAGAAGCCUCUUCAUUAAAGCGUGGUUUACUGAAUGUCUUGACUUCAAAUCUCCAGGUGGUGGGCAUGAGUUCUAAUUGAACAGCGGUCUGCUGGAAUGUUACGCUGUGUUGCACCAGAGGUUGGAGGAAGGGCAUUUCUGUAUUCUUUAAGAUGAACUGACUUAAUGAUCGUUUUCAUGAAGUCAUUAUUAUUGCACUUCAUCUGGAUACAAACAAGCACUGCAGAAGGAAAAGGCCAAAGAUCAUGUUUAACAUGCAACUCCUAACUGACCUUUUCCACUAACAGGUAGAUACUUCAGCUGUAGUGAGCAUCAUGUUUGUAUCAACUCAAAAAAUGAAGUCUGAAGAAGGCAGAGCUGGAAUUUGUAGUCAUUUGGAACCGUCAUUCACAGUAAAUUUGUAUUAACACACUUUCUGCUAAUGAGGGUGUCUUAAUGGCAUGGGCAUAAGUGUUUCUGGGUGAAGGCAUGAUGUCUUUGUAUUGUGAUUUUUUGUUUUGCUGAGAUUCUUGGGAAUCAAAUUUUUCUCAGUCUUCUAAUAAAAACUGUGUAUAUGUUGA